AGUUUUUUGACGUCAGCAUAGCUGUGCUUUAGAUCAUUUAUAUUCAUAUAUUACUCUUUGUAUGAAAAUAGUUAUUUUAUGAAAGACGCCUGUAAAGUUGUUUCUUCUCUUUUUUCUAACUCAAAUUUAUGUUUAACAAAAAAACUUAAGAGCCGGCAGCUAAAUUGGCGUAUAAAUUGAUGUUAGUGAGGGUUUUUGGGAUUUUCUGAGGUUCAUUGAAGAGACUUGUUUUGUUAGAAUUUAUCAUUCAGCUUGUGGGCAGUCAUGGGGAAAAAGACAGCCAUUCAACCAGCAGACAACACUGGAUUCUCUCAUCCGGAACCUCCACCUGCCUAUGCCCCUGAACUGCCGGCUUAUGACGCUUCUCCCCCUCGACAGCAACAAGCUUCAAAUGCAGAUCAGCUUCGCAAAGAGGAAGCUGCAGAGUUACUGGUGAACUAUCGCAUCUCUCAAUCAUGUUGCUGCAAACCAAAAGAAGUUAGGUCUCUCAUAGAGGUGGGAGAAAUAUAUCCUGUCUCCUACAAGUAUCUGUACACCCUCUGCAGCUAUGUUGAGGAGCGGAGAGAGACUUCGAAGACAGUAGCUGGCAACCAAACGGGUUCUGGCAACUGGGUUGGAAAACGAGAAGGUGUUUGGAAAUACGAUAUCCACCCAGACCGAGAGUUCUGGAAAGGUAAGAGACAAAUCGAAGCGUAUCGGGAAGCGAAGCAUUGUAGUACUUGUGGUGGAAAGGGAAGACACGAUUGCAAACACUGUAACGGCAAAGGAACUGUUUACAACGAGAAAGAUGGUGACGUUAAGUGUCCCAAGGGGUGUGGCCGGGGAACUGUACGCUGUGCAUCUUCUUGCAAUGGAACCGGAUUAACUACAACCAUAUACAUGGUUGCUGCGGAGUUCAGGGAAGAAAACGACAUCUACUUUUAUGGGAACCCGGUAAAAGUGAAAGACAAAAAAGUGCGACGUGCAAAUGGGACCCCGGUGUAUAAAGAAGAGAAAGGGCCCCGCAUUACCCCUGCCCCCAUACCCAAUCAGUCCGAUGUGGCCAAUCAGAAGAUCAUAAAACUUCUGAACGAUCGAUACGCCAGACAUUCGGGUUACAGAUCGAGGAUUCUGAAGCAGAAGGCUUUAUUAGUGGCCAUUCCUGUUACAGAGGUGGACUUGAAGUACAACGCGAAAGCGUGUAAAGCAUGGGUCUACGGGUUGGAAAAAUCAGUACACUGUCCGAAAAUGAGUAACUGCUGCGCAUGUCGUUGCUCUAUUCUUUGAAAAAUUAUUAACCGAUCUAGUAAACCUAACGAAAUUACUAACCAGAAACCAAUAAAUCUGAUUAAUUCAGAUAGCUUUUGAUUGACAUGUCAUGAUGGCUCUUUUCCUGUUUUUUUAAAACAAAAUACCAUAAACAAAACUCCAUAGUAAAAUUCCAUCAUCAAAAGUUCAAUGUUUUGAUUGACAAGUCAUGAUGGCUCUUUUCCAGCUUUAUUUUAAAUAAAAUACCAUAAACAAAACGCCAUAAUAAAAUUCCAUUAUCAAAACUUCAAUGUUUUGAUUGACAUGUCAUGAUGGCUCUUCUCCUGUUUUUUUUUAAAAUAAAAUACCAUAAGCAAAAUGCCAUAACAAAAUUCUAUCAUCAAACUUCAAAAAUCAAGUGUACUAAACUUUGUUGGAAUAUUUAGUUGAACACCUUGAACACGGUGAAAAUAUGGGAAAAAGCCGUGAGAUGAUCAAAUACUUCCAAUGAAAAAUGUUUAAAAUGUUUAUAUGUUAAAAAGUUUGUUUUGCUUCAAAAUUGUGAUUAAAAAUUAAAAUUUCUUAUCUUU
This is a messenger RNA of Symsagittifera roscoffensis, 1817 nucleotides long. RefSeq names its product protein SSUH2 homolog. Lineage: Eukaryota; Metazoa; Xenacoelomorpha; Acoela; Convolutidae. The transcript has 6 exons. The coding region runs from base 265 to 1266 and encodes 333 amino acids. The record is from RefSeq and is a predicted model, not a curated record.